CAAAGCUAUGUUGGAAUCACGCGGGCAAUGUAGGUUGCAGGUCUACAUCGCUAUCAGAAAAUAGAUUACUGAGAGAUGUCAUUCUUGUUCGACUACUGCCACAGAUUUCAUCAACCCGGAACCCCAGCUUGCCUACUUUACGUCAAGUGACAUCAUUGCUCCUUUUGGACGCUGCGUAGUGCGUAAUGGAUAAAACUGGGCGGAGUUAUGCCGGGCUUUCCCCGAAUUACCUACUGAAAGCGGCUCAGUAAGCCUCAGUCACAGUCCGACUGUAAAUAAGUUCUGUGACACAACCAAAUCUGAUGCCGCUAUGAUGGACGGAUAUACCCAAUAGGCUGUGGAAGUUUAACGGUGUUUGUAGCGUGUUAGAUUCAUAUGUGUUAGUGUCGGUGUCUAGCACCUAUGGUUUACAUGAUGGGGAUGCAACCAGAGGGUCCUCGCGCUAGUCGGCGGCGGUCAUCGGUGGAUGAGCUGUUCGACGCGGGCGCUUGGAGGAUCCGCAGUAUUUGGGACGGGGUGAAGUUGGAGAUCGCGUCUGCAGAGGAGAACCCUGUCGUUCUGAACAGUUUCACUCAUUUGGACCCUGACUUGCCCAUAUUUGAGAACUCCACGCAGGAGAUUGGUGAGGAGACGGAGGAUGGGGCCGUGUACACCAUCACGCUGCGCAAGGUGCAGUUGCACCAGACGGCCAGUAAGGGGCAGCGGUGGCUGGGCGUGGAGACGGACGCGGCGCUGAGCCUGUACGAGACCUGCAAGGUGCGCAGCAUCCGGGCCGGCACGCUGGACAAGCUGGUGGAGUACCUGCUGGCGGCGUUCAGGGGGAAGGACUCCACCUACAUCACCAUCUUCCUCUGCACCUACCGCGCCUUCGCCUCCACCCAGCAGGUGCUCCACCUGCUGCUGCACAGGUAUGCCAAACUACAGUCGCAGCCCAAUGCAUUGGAGUAUGACACAGAGCAUGAGGACCAGACAGAACUCAAGAACACCAUCUCCUCCAUCCUCGGGGCGUGGCUGGACCAGUACUCGGAGGACUUCUGGGCCCCACCGGACCACGGCUGCCUGAGAGAACUUGUCACGUACCUGCAGAAGAACUUCCCAGGAUCGGACCUGGAGCGUCGCGGACAGAACCUCCUGGAACACUUCCAACGCAAACAACAGUACAAGACAGAUGUGGAGGGAGAGCUGGGUUCCUGCCCGUUUGCCACGCCAGAAGAGAACGUCUUUGAGGACGAGCUUCCUGCCCUGGACUUCCUGUCCUUCGACCCAGUGCUCGUGGCGGAGCAGUUCACCCUGAUGGACGCGGAGCUCUUUAAGCGGGUGGUGCCGUACCACUGCCUGGGCGGCAUCUGGUCGCAGCGAGACAAGAAGGGCAAGGAGCACCUGGCGCCCAGCGUCCGCGCCACCGUGGCCCAGUUCAACAGCGUGGCCAACUGCGUCAUCGCCACCUGCCUGAGCCCGCGCGGCCUCAAGGCCAAUCAGAGGGCCCGGCUCGUGGAGCGCUGGAUAGAGGUCGCCAGGGAGUGUCGGAUCCUGAAGAACUUCUCAUCUCUGCGGGCGAUCCUGUCCGCGCUGCAGUGUAACUCCCUCCAUCGGCUCAAGCGCACCUGGGAGGAGGUGUCCAGGGAAAAUAUCCGCACCUUUCUGGAACUGUCCGAGAUCUUCUCAGAUGACAACAAUCACUCUGUGAGUCGGGAGCUGCUCGUCAAGGAGGGCACGUCUAAGUUCGCCACGCUGGAGAUCAACCACAAGCGCGCACAGAGACGGCACCAGCAGCAGAGAGACCUGGGAGUCAUGCAGGGCACUAUCCCCUAUCUGGGCACCUUCCUGACUGACCUGGUGAUGAUGGACACUGCUAUGAAGGACUAUGUGGAGGGUGGACUCAUUAACUUUGACAAGCGCAGGAAGGAGUUUGAGGUGAUUGCUCAGAUCAAGCUGCUGCAGCUGGCCUGUAAUAACUACAGCUUCACACGCAACAUCGCUUCACUGGCUCAGCUCAACAAACUGACCUAUACUCUGUCCUGUGAGAUCGAGCCUCUGUCUGAGUCAGCCUUCAGCACUCUAAAGGGCAAGAGGAACAAGCGAGUGAACGAUCGGCAGGCGGAGGGUAGCGAUGGCGUGGGUAGCCGGCUCAGUGAGGGCGGCUCUAAUCGGGUCGGACCCCCCCACUCCAAGUCCAUGGACCAGCUGCGCUACCCGUCACCCCAGGCCAGGUCAAAGGUCAACACGUGGGACGGCGGCGACUCGCUGAGCGUGACAUCGGCCGGCUCCAGCAGCUCCGACCUGGAAGGAGCCAAUGACAGCUUCCUGUCCGACUCACCGGACUCCACCCAGGACAGGAAGCUGUGGGAGUCCACGUCCCUGUGUUCGCUGGACACCUCUGGCAUGGGCUCCAGCUCCAGCUGCACGUCCACCUCCUCCGUAGCGUCCACGCCCGUCCCCUCGUCAUCAUCACCGUCGUCACGGAUACACAAGCACAAGCGCUCGGCCUCGGCGGUCUCCUGCGUCUCCUCACUCUCGCUGCCCCUCUACAACCAGCAGGUGGACGACUGCUGCGUCAUCCGGGUCAGCCUGGACCUCAACAACGGCAACAUGUACAAGAGCAUCCUGGUGACCAGCCAGGACAAAACGCCAGCGGUCAUCAGGAAGGCCAUGGGCAAACACAACCUGGACAAGGAGCACGCAGACGACUAUGAGCUCCUGCAGAAGGUCUCCGAGGACAAAGAGCUGAGAAUCCCAGAUAACGCCAACGUCUUCUACGCCAUGAACUCCUCGGCCAACUACGACUUUGUGCUGAAGCGGCGUGACAUGCCCAGGACGGUCCGGUCCAAGAGCAUGGGCAGUGCCAGCAGCUCCACGCUGCCCCGCAUCCACCAGAAGGGCCUCCGCAUCGUCAAGGGCAUCCUCUGAGGAAAGAGCCUGCCCCGAGGAGGAGGAGGAGGAGGAGGAGGAGGAGGAGGUGUCCUGAGAGAGAUCGGUGUGUGUUUCUGUGUGAAGCGUCUCUUAGAGAGCAGGACGGUGUGCCGGGCAGCAUGUUGACCAGACCUUCGCUAACCCCCUCCCUCCGCCUGCUGCUGCUGCUGCUGCUGUCUAAACCCGCACGUGUUUUCCCGAACCUCAGAGCCCAGCGUGGGGCAGCACAGAGGGGCCAGCGAGACUAGUGCCCUGAGGCCUCCAGACUCCACCAGGAGACCAGUCUGCCCAUGUGACUGAGGCCUCCAGACUCCACCAGGAGACCAGUCUGCCCAUGUGACUGAGGCCUCCAGACUCCACCAGGAGACCACUCUGCCUAUGUGACUGAGGCCAGACUCCACCAGCAGGUGGUGUGGAUGUGCCGUAUGCGCUCUCACAGUGUCACAGCUGUCUCAAGUUCUGCUUCGCACUGCACACAGCCAAAGCCAACAGAUAUACACACACAGGUUCCCUCUCAGACUCACACACGCUCACACACAGAGAAGCACCAUGCUUCAGUACCAGUACAUGCACUUUAAAAGGAGCAUCUGUCAGUCUGUCUUUCUGUCUGCCUGUCUGUCUCUCAGUGAAUGGAAAGCUAAUGUGUAAACUCUGCAGACUUGGCUGAGUUGCUGCCUCUGCUUUCUCUCUGCGUUUUCUAUAUGCAUCCCUGUGGCCCACAACACAAUGAGACUGUUUUACACAUUACACAUCAGGAAGGGACAACUAUAGGGGACGUUUGGCUAACUUGUUUAACACACUUCAGUGCAACUACAGGAGACAUUUGGCUAACUUGUUUAGGGGACGUUUGGCUAACUUGUUUAACACACUUCAGUGCAACUACAGGAGACGUUUGGCUAACUUGGUUAGGGGACGUUUGGCUAACUUGUUUAACAAACUUCAGUGCAACUACAGGGCCUGUCAAGUUGUUAACUUAUGUUGGAAACACAGGAAACUUUUUUUUUGUUCAGUACAGUUUCAAACGAGACCUUGCCUUCUAUCUGUGUUUUAUAAAUGUUGUACGUACGUGUGCGUUACGGGAAUAGUCCUCCUUUGGAGAGUCUUCAGGGACCACACUGUGGCUGAAAGGACCGCAGGGGUCUUAUGACCGAGACCAUCGGGGUCAGGACCGCAGGGGUCUUAUGACGGAUCCUCAGAUGGAUCCUUACUGGACUCCAGAUACCGAGACGUGUGUGAGGAGAUAAGCGCUCAGGACACACUGGCAACAGCAGAACAGUCUCAUCAGAUGAACUGGCUGUGUUCUAGCGUCCUGUGGGAGACUUUGAGAACACCUGUGCUUGUUUGUGCUUUCCUCAGUGAAUGUGUACCUGUUUGUCCUACCUGCUGUCCUCUUGGCAACUAAGCUAACCGCUGUGAUUGGCUUUCCGUCUCUGUUGUUGCAGUCUGAUUGGCUGUCUUCUGUUUAUGAAGAACACUGUGAUUGGCUUGCUAUGCUAUGAAUGGCCUUUUUGUCCUGUCGGUGUGAAUCACUGUGACCCGCCUUUUCCUGUCUUGCUGAACACUGUGAUUGGCCUUUUCCUGUCUGAGCUAAACAGUGUGAUUGGCUGUUAAAGCUGUCACUCUCUCUACAGUACGUCCCCUCUCUCAGUGGGAUGUUUCGUCUGCUUGUUUACUAUCCUCUGGCGCUUUCUGUGUGAAAUUGCAUAAAUAAUUUGGCAGUUAUCACUGUUGAUAAUUAUGACAGUUAAAACUUUUGACAUGACCCCUGCGUGCUCAGGUGAGCUCUUACUCUCUCAGUGCCCGUAUGUUGAGCUCAUAGCUGACCACUCUUACAUGUUCUCACUUCGGUGAUAGAUUCCCACAUAAGCUUUUACCAGCAAGUGUUACUAGAUCGGAUGGCAGGCUAAACCAUGCCCCUACGAGACCAGUUUCUCCACGAAAGCCAAAGACCACACAUGUUAGAUGUAGGAAAAGCAUUAGUUCAUAUGAGAUAAGGAAUGUGGAUGUAUGAAAAACAUUAGUUCAUAUGAGAUUAAGGAUGUGGAUGUAUGAA
This is a messenger RNA of Alosa alosa (allis shad), 4963 nucleotides long. Its product is annotated as ral guanine nucleotide dissociation stimulator-like. Bases 403 to 2907 code for a protein of 834 amino acids. Gene Ontology annotation, cellular component: plasma membrane. The record is from RefSeq and is a predicted model, not a curated record. Lineage: Eukaryota; Metazoa; Chordata; Actinopteri; Clupeiformes; Clupeidae. Gene Ontology annotation, molecular function: guanyl-nucleotide exchange factor activity. The transcript is spliced from 17 exons. Gene Ontology annotation, biological process: positive regulation of GTPase activity; Ras protein signal transduction.